CACGAGAAUUUGGUGCCCGUUCAUGAGGUGACAAAAGCCAUGAGCCAGCAAGCACACUUGCUUGAGGUGAGCAUUUGAGCGUUGGUCCAGAAGUUUCACCCAACCACGUAUAAAGGAUGUGGUUCCUUACUCGAACCUGGAUCAGUCAAACACGAUUGCUCACACAUUCAACCCAACUCCCAAGAGAAGAUACCGAUUUCAAACGUCGAUUCUCUGCAACAACGCGUGAAACAUUGGUCAUGGUCAACAUCUCCACCCAACUGGUUCGAGCUCUGACCAGUGUUCUCUUACUUGCAAUAUCCUUUCAGGGCAUCACUUGUUUUCCCUCGUCCCUGGAGACCGAUCUUCUGAUGGGCCAGCCGGAAAUGACGAAACGUGUCAUGCUUCCGGUGUCCAAAUUCGCCUUCCUCCCGGACAAGCUCCAAUUGGACCUGGGCCAAGAGGGCGGAGCCGGACCAGAUGGAUCUUCAGCCAACCAACCCAAACGGGGGCGCGACAAUAAACGACACCAAUUGAACUCCCCUAAUCGGCGCCCGUACAGCCUCUAUGAUUAUGUCUACGGUCGCCAAAGUCUCCCUCCACAAGGCAUUCGGCUGCUCUUUCCCGAUGUGUUUCAUUAGAAAAUCGGAGCGAACGGUACCCGGGGCAUUGUCUUCGUGCAAUGGAUACUUAUCAUUUUUAUGAUUAUUGAUGUUAUUAUACAUUUAUGCCUACACCCAUAUGUAAGUGUGUACUACUAUUUGAGCCCUGCAGCAGAUAUUGAAGAACCAAGCCAAUAAUGCAAGAGGAGGCAUCUGGAUUGGUCGCCAGAAUUGAAUUGAGCAUCGUUCAUGUCUGGUCUCUACGAAAUAAAGCCUGUCAUGAACGCG
Molecule: messenger RNA, 869 nt
Organism: Tigriopus californicus
Lineage: Eukaryota; Metazoa; Arthropoda; Copepoda; Harpacticoida; Harpacticidae
Exons: 3
Coding region: 117-620 (167 amino acids)
Source: RefSeq, a predicted model, not a curated record